UUUCAACUAAAAUAGGCUGGGAAUACUUCUUAGUUUCCAAAGAUAGAGCAUACAAUUCCAAAAUGCUCCUUUAAGUCGAGACAAAUUAGAUCACUUGUUUACAGAACUACCCUGUUCUCUUGGCUGGAUCAGGGUAUGUGAGCAACAGCGCCACGGCAGGAUUUCCAGUGACCCUAGCUAUGAGAACCCUCACCCUCCUUGCUGCUGUUCUCCUCGUGGCCCUCCAGGCCAAGGCUGAGCCACUCCAAGCCGAGGAUGAGCCACUCCAGGCCAGAGCUUACGAGGCUGACGCCCAGGAGCAGCGUGGGGCAGAUGACCAGGACUUUGCCAUCUCCUUUGCAGGGGAUGCAAACUCAAGUCUUAGAGCUUUGGGCUCAGCAAGGAGUUUCACUUGCCAUUGCAGAAGGUCCUGUUUUUCAACAGAAUAUUCCCAUGGGACCUGCACUGUCGCAGGUGUUAACCACAGAUUCUGCUGCCUCUGAGGGAUGAGAACAGAGA
Messenger RNA from Symphalangus syndactylus (siamang), 498 nucleotides. It is a transcript of the gene DEFA6, whose product is annotated as defensin alpha 6. Gene Ontology annotation, cellular component: extracellular matrix; extracellular region. The record is from RefSeq and is a predicted model, not a curated record. Lineage: Eukaryota; Metazoa; Chordata; Mammalia; Primates; Hylobatidae. Gene Ontology annotation, biological process: antibacterial humoral response; antimicrobial humoral immune response mediated by antimicrobial peptide; defense response to Gram-negative bacterium.